AUGCUUUUCUUUACUCAGUGCUUUGGGGCAGUGUUAGAUCUUAUUCACCUGAGGCUUCAGCAUCAUCAGGCAAAGAGAGUCUUCUCUUCAGCUGGACAACUGGUCUGUGUGGUUACCCCAACACAAAACUCAAAGAAUGCUCCAAACAGAUGUGCCAUCGCUGGAGAUUCCACUCCACAAAUCAGGCAUCAUCAUUGCCAGGAAACGGUCCACGACCCGCAGCUGACUUCGUGCUCUUGCCCUUUGUAUGCCUGUAAAUGGGAAGGUCACUUGGAGGUGGUUGUCGCUCAUUUAACUCAGACUCAUACAGUAAACAUUCUACAUGGAACAGAAAUUGUCUUUCUUGCUACUGAUAUGCACCUUCCAGCUCCGGUGGACUGGAUAAUUGCGCAUUCCUGUCUUGACCAUCACUUUUUGCUUGUGCUUAGAAAACAAGAAAAAUAUGAAGGAUACCCACAAUUUUUUGCAACCAUGAUGCUGAUUGGCACGCCGGCACAAGCCGAGAAUUUCAACUACAAACUGGAGCUGAACAGGAACCGGAGAAGACUGACAUGGGAAUCCAGUCCCCGCUCUGUCUUAGACUGUGUUGACUCUAUAAUUACAGAUGGUGAUUGCCUCAUGCUUAAUGCCUCAGUGGCUCAGCUCUUUGCCGAUAAUGGAAGUCUGGCAAUUGGAAUAGCAAUAACUUCAAGCAAACUUUGUGCUGCUCAGCCUGAAAUGUAA
This is a messenger RNA of Bufo bufo (common toad), 723 nucleotides long. RefSeq names its product siah E3 ubiquitin protein ligase family member 3 (gene SIAH3). The transcript is spliced from 2 exons. Gene Ontology annotation, cellular component: cytoplasm. The record is from RefSeq and is a predicted model, not a curated record. Bases 1 to 723 code for a protein of 240 amino acids. Gene Ontology annotation, molecular function: ubiquitin conjugating enzyme binding; ubiquitin protein ligase activity. Gene Ontology annotation, biological process: proteasome-mediated ubiquitin-dependent protein catabolic process; multicellular organism development. Lineage: Eukaryota; Metazoa; Chordata; Amphibia; Anura; Bufonidae.